AUGCAUCCUCGUAAUCCGUACAACGAACCCCCUGAUUUUGCUGACCUUGCGAGGCGUUACCCUCCCCUCAGACCACAUGUCUUCAUCAACCAUACAGGAUCAAGUACGAUAAACUUCAAAAGCCUUCCGGCGCAAAGGCGUUUAACAGAAGCGCUCUUUCAUCUUGACUAUGGCCUUUCAUUAACCCUACCAGAUGAUAGACUCUGCCCUCCAGUCCCAAACAGGUUGAACUAUGUUCUUUGGCUACAAGACAUAGUGAAAUCCACUUGCGGUUCCGACACCAUCAGAGGGCUUGACAUUGGUACUGGCGCUUCAGCAAUUUAUCCGUUGUUGGCGUGUCGCAUUGAACCUACUUGGAACUUCGUAACUACCGAUAUUGAUGAACGGUCCGUCCAGUUCGCCAAACAAAACAUCUCUCGGAAUUCUAUGGACAGUCGUAUUUUUGUCGAACACGUGCCGGCUGAUGGGCCUAUUCUGCAACCAUUGCAUACAAGUUCAACGGGUUUCGACUUUACCAUGUGCAACCCGCCGUUUUAUAGCAGCGCCGAGGACGUUUCGCGCUCAACCGAAUUCAAGGAGCUUGGUCCGAAUGCAGUUUGCUCCGGAGCAGAAGUGGAAAUGAUAACUCCAGGGGGAGAAACAAGUUUCGUUGCUCGAAUUUUCUCGGAAAGUCUACAGUUGAGGACGAAGUGCCGGUGGUAUACUUCUAUGCUUGGGAAAAUGUCAUCAAUUCCUGAUAUUGUCUCACUCUUUCGCGAACACAGCGUAGACAACUAUGCUAUAACAGAGUUUGUUCAGGGUCAAACUCGCCGUUGGGCCAUCGGUUGGUCAUUUCAGGAUGCCAGGCUUCCUGAUACCUUCGCUCGCAUCUCCAACCCAACCUUGAAGAACAUCAUGCCUUCUCGAAACACGCUGCAUCAUGCAUUUCCAGGCGCUCGAUCUGUGGACAUUCUGGCAAGCGCUUUACGAAGCGUUAUCGCACUUAUUAAUGGUGUAACGGUUGCAUCUUCGGCUACUCCCGCGACUUCUGAGCAUUCUUUUACCAUGCUGGUGCAUGCCCAAAGCAACACCUGGUCCCGCGCAGCACGAAGGGGAAAACUUCCAGAAAUAGUCUGCGCGUCUCAAGAAUCGCCAGUCCUGCGUUGUUCGAUUGAAUCUCGUGAGCGCUUGUCUUCUUAUACUUCAAGGGACAUUCCAUGCCAGCUUGUGUUCAUCUGGGUUGAGGGCAAAGAUCGGUUGAUCUUCGAGAGCUUCGCUAGUCAUGUAAGCCGCCAAAUCACUUCUACCCUACCAGAGUUUGGGGACGUAAUAUGA
Messenger RNA from Suillus clintonianus, 1314 nucleotides. RefSeq names its product S-adenosyl-L-methionine dependent methyltransferase. Gene Ontology annotation, biological process: rRNA base methylation. NCBI's taxonomy places the organism in Eukaryota, Fungi, Basidiomycota, Agaricomycetes, Boletales, Suillaceae. Gene Ontology annotation, cellular component: nucleus. The coding region runs from base 1 to 1314 and encodes 437 amino acids. Gene Ontology annotation, molecular function: 23S rRNA (adenine(1618)-N(6))-methyltransferase activity. The transcript is spliced from 11 exons. The record is from RefSeq and is a predicted model, not a curated record.